AUGCGCCCUGGUGUAAUAAGACUCACUUAUGGGUCAGCUCCCGAAGAGGCUCUAUCGCUGGGCUGUGAAUUUCAAUUAUUCUCCUAUGCAUGGGUUCCCAAAAAAUGCACUCAGCCGGGGAUAGAAGCUGAGUUCCGUGCACUGCCUGGCCUUCGCUACUAUAGUACAUCGGAUGGGUCGCAAGAGGUGGAUGUUACAGAGGUAGCAAAAGGAGAAAGCCAUUUAUGGACUAAUAUCGUCGAGCACGAUGUUCAUUGCGAGCUAGUGCUCCGCAGUCUAGCAAUGGCGUCAUUGUCAGGUGUCUAUACAGGGAACAUUUUGGAUCUGGAACAUUCCAAUCACUGCAUAGACUCUCUUUUAACUGCAAAAAAUUGGUCGAUGGAUGAGCUCAACACUCAGGUCGAAGUUGAUUUUUUGAGCUGUACUGUUCUUCGUACCCCAAUCAUAUAUAACGUAGUUUACAAGCGAGUGACGCGUACAAGCGAGUGA
Messenger RNA from Bipolaris victoriae FI3, 489 nucleotides. RefSeq lists its product as hypothetical. NCBI's taxonomy places the organism in Eukaryota, Fungi, Ascomycota, Dothideomycetes, Pleosporales, Pleosporaceae. The record is from RefSeq and is a predicted model, not a curated record. The transcript has a single exon. Bases 1 to 489 code for a protein of 162 amino acids.